Hypanus sabinus (Atlantic stingray) is the source of this 4396-nucleotide messenger RNA. It is a transcript of the gene b9d2, whose product is annotated as B9 domain containing 2. The coding region runs from base 667 to 1194 and encodes 175 amino acids. The transcript has 5 exons. NCBI's taxonomy places the organism in Eukaryota, Metazoa, Chordata, Chondrichthyes, Myliobatiformes, Dasyatidae. Gene Ontology annotation, biological process: cilium assembly. Gene Ontology annotation, cellular component: MKS complex. The record is from RefSeq and is a predicted model, not a curated record.
UCUGUUUGAUGGAAGAGAGUAGAUUGUUCCAGAGGCAGUGGGAUAUGCAAACAGGAGGGGGGAAUUGAUUAGCCUGAUCAUAUAAACGCAUGGACACACUACAUCAAAAACUUUCCCAAAGUUUUUCCCCACAGGGACACUCUCCUCCUCCCAGCCUCUAGGCGGCGCACAACAGACGCCGGGUUGGCACCACCAUUGACCAGCAACUCUUAUUGGUUAAAGUCCAUUAGCGCUAGUAGCCAAUGGCUGAGGAGGUUGUUGGGUUGUCCUGGUUUCUGACGGCGUGGAAGGAGCGGGGAGAAAUCGCUGGAAGAACUCAGCAGGCCAGGCAGCAUCCGUGAGAAAAGAGCAGCCAACGUUUCGGGCCGAGACCCUUCGUCAGGAAUGCGUUUUGUGUUUUGUGUUAAGGAGAAGAGCGGUGGUAGGCAAACCAGCAAAUCGCCCUCAUCUCCUGCCGCUGUGGAACCGUAACCUGACCGGGAACGGGCCGAAGAGACCGACGGGCGCAACGUUGGAGCCGGCGGUCGGGCCUCGCCCUCCGGUGCUGAUUGGCCGAUCAGCUGCAUCGCUACGUUGAGACCAGGUUAGAUCUUCAGAGAUCUUGACACCCAGGAACUUGAAGCUGCUCACUCUCUCCACUUCUGACCCCUCUAUGAGGAUUGGACGAUGGCUGAGCUACACAUCAUCGGACAGCUCGUCGGAGCAAGCGGCUUUCCCCAGCACAGCCUCUUCUGCAAAUGGGGACUGCACGCAGGGUGUGCUUGGAAGCUCCUGUCUGGUUUAAAGGAAGGGCAAACACAGGUGGACAACCCAGUUAACAAAGAAAUGACUUACUGGUCCCAUCCUAUUGAUGUGCACUAUGCAACCAAAGGUCUUCAAGGCUGGCCCAAGCUCUUCCUGCAAGUGUGGCAUCAGGACUCCUUCGGCCGGAACGAGCUCUACGGCUACGGUUUCUGCCACAUUCCCAGCAGCCCGGGCUUCCACCAGCUGGACUGCGUCACCUGGCGGCCCCUGGGCACCUGGCAGGAGCAGCUGUCCCAGAUGUUUGUUGGUGGUGGCCCCCAACUGAAACACAGCGACCUGAUCUACACCGGGGCCGACCGCUACCGGCUCCACACUGUGGCCAUGGGCAAGGUCCAUCUCCAGCUCAAUAUCAUCCUCCGCAACUUUGACCGGUACGGGGUGGAGUACUGAGCGGCGAGCUGGCGCCAUCGCAGGGUGAGGAUGUUAACCGGGCGCGAGGGGGGGUUCUCCGUAUGUUUCUCCUGACGCCUCUUGUCUGCGAGACAGUCUUCCUCGUGUGCAAGACCCUCCUGCCAAACAUGGCACACAGGCACGAAAUAACAGCAAGUACAGGCCAUUUGGCCCUUCUAGUCUGCUUCGUCAUUCAGGAAGAUCGGGGCUUGUCGGAUCUAGUCUCGUCUCUGCUACCGUCUGAUUGCCAACUCUGCUUUAAAGGUUUGCCCACCUCAAAGUCCACAGCUCUCUUGGAUCGAUAAUUCCUGAUUCAUGAUCCUGAGAGAAGGACUUCCUUUUCCAAGACACAGGAGCAGCAUUAGACCAUUUAGCCUCUUGAGUCUUUUCCACCAUUCAGUCGUGGCUGAUUUAUUUUCCCUCUCAACCCCAUCCUCCUGCCUUCCCCCCGUAACCUUUGACACCCUUACUAAUCAAGAACUUAUCAAGCUCUGCUUUAAAUAUACCCAAUGACUUGACCCCCACAGCCGUCUGUGGUAAUGAGUUCUGCAGAUACACCGCCCUCUGACUAAAGCAAUUCCUCUUCUCUGUUAGGGGAUGAUUUCUAUUCUGAGGCUGUGCUCUAUGGACCUAGACUCUCCCACUAUCGGAAACAUCCUCUCUCCAUGCACUCUAUCUAACCUUGCAAUGUUUGGCAUGUUUCAACGAAAUCCCCCCACUCAUUCUUUGAAACUCCAGCGAGUACAAGCCCAGAGCCAUCAAACACUCCUCACGUGUAACCCUUUAGUUCCCGGCAUCAUUCUUGUAAAUCCCCCCUCUGACCCUCUCCAGUGGCAGCACAUCCUUUCUCAAAUAAAGGGCCCAAAACUACUCACAGUACUCCAAAUAUGGUCUGCCCAAUGUCUUAAGAGGCCUUAGCACUACAUCUUCGCUUUUAUAAUUGAGUCCCCGGGAAAUGAAUGCUAACAUUGCAUUUGUCUUCAACUUCACGUAAGGGGGAAUUCCUUACUCUGAAACUACGCUCCCGCACUCCAAUUCUAGACUUUGCUACCGCAAAUUACAUGUCACGUACGAUAGUGAGAACAAACCUGAUUCCAAUCGUAAACAUGAGAAUUCUCCGGAUAAUUCCAAGUUCAGGAUGCUGAAAAUCUUGAGCCACACACACAAAAGGCCCGAGGAGCUCGGGGCAGCACAGUAGCGUAAUGGUUAGCACGACGCUUUACAGUGCAGACGACCCUGGUUCAAUUCCCGCCGCUGCCUGUAAGGAAUUUGCAUGUUCUCUCUGUGAUCGCAUGGGUUUCCACCGGGUGCUCAGGUUUCCUCCCACAAUUAACAGAGGGUUAAUUGGUCAUUGUAAAUUGUCCCCAUGUUCAGGGGAAGGGUCUGUUCUGCACUGUAUCUCGAUAAAUGAAUAAUAAAUCAGACAGCACAAUAAGUAAGCAGUUGUUAUUUCAGGCUGAGAUCCUGAAACGUCAUGACCCAAGACGUUGACUGUCUAUUCUUCUUCAUAGAUGCUGCCUGACCUGCUGAGUUCCUCCAGCAAUUUGUGUGUGUUGAAUCUGAUUGUGGUUCUCCUCAAAAUAAAAUAUCCUUUUUAUCCUUCUCUGAAUAUUGUACAUAUCAUUAAGAGGACCACUCUUAGUCUAGCCUCUACCUUUUGACCUGUUUGGCAUGGGUGACCCUACCAAAGCAUGAGGCCCUGACUCCAGCCAACACUGAGGCACGCAAGCCUUCAAACCCAAUUACAAGGCUGUAGUCCUCUUAGAGGAUUAGAUUUAAGAUUUAAAAAAGAAGCAUCCAUUAAGAUUGACUCUCCUCACAAACUCCAGUGGGUGAAGCUCCCUCUAUUCCUCAAACGUCUUCCUUGAGCUUCCUGCAGUACAAGGAUAUCCCUCCUUGAGAAAGGGUGCAAAAUGAAAAUUAAAAAAAGAUGCUGGGAAUCCUUAAAUGAAGGGAACACUCAACCGAUCAGGCAGCAUCUGUUGAGAACAAACCAUAGAGUUCAUGUUUCAAGUUGAAUUUAAAAGCUUGUAACUAACUCUUGUUCUCUCUAGUUUGGAUGAAGGAUAUUUGAUCUGAUAUAUUAAUUCUGUUACCCUUUCUGUGGAGGCUGAGUAUUACUCGCAUUUUUUUUUUUUGCUUUUGUGUGCGGUCUCAUUAUUGUAAAUUUACAGACAGACUCUCUACUCCUUGCAAUAAAAGUUUUUGCCUCGCUGAAAUGGGCAUUGAUGAGCCUGUGCCCAGCAUACCAACCAUUGCUGUGGGCUGGGACACUUGGCGUUAAACCGACAUCAGUUCGGCUCCCGUCUGCUUGUUGCACUUGUAACUGCAGGUUGGAAUGCUUCGUGUUAAAUCCUGCCAAGUUGCUGAGUGAUCAUAUCGCCUGUUUGGAAUAUCGUAGGCUUUGUGACUGACCCCUGCAGAGUUGGUAGCCGGACUGGAUGCAGAUGUUGGAGGAACAUCACCAGGUGUCCUUGCGUGGCUCCGUGAUCUCAGCUAGGGGCUUUGUGAGUUGUGGCCAACUCAUGUUAUUGACAAUUCCGAAGCCAAACAAGCAGCUGUGUGAUUUUUUUUGUUUUUUAAAUCCUCCCCGGUGAUGUAUUCGAACUGAGGAUGACUCUUCCCACCAGCUGGCACAGGUGAAAGACAUCCUUUGAGGUGAGCUGCAUGAAUGGUGCCCGGGGGCUUCAUUGAGAGGUAUGUCUGUGGGCAUGUACCCCCUUGUCUGUGGGUCCACAAUUAAUUUCUGCAGAGCUGAUCCAGUGGAAGUAAAUACCAGAGGACAAGUAACACAGUGACAUUACUUUACCACACACAGUCAGGCUCUGACCAUGAUAUUAUUCAGAAAAACUAUAUUGUGACCCAAUAAGUGGCAAGGAAUGAUUUCGCACUCAAAGCAACCAAGUUCUUUUCCUCCCUUCUGAUUUCUUCCUCUCUCUCCCUCACACUCUCCUUCCCUUCUCUGUCACUCAGAUACACCAGUGCUCCCUUCCCUUCGGUCUCCUCCUUGCCCGCGCUCCUUCCUCCCUUUGUUUUGGGCAGCACCAGGCUCAUUGUCUCUAUCUGUGACUGAUCUGUGCAGUACAACCGUAUACCAUUUUAUACUAGAAAUUUAUUCCUCUGUAUAAAUGUAUUUUAUAAAAUAUGAGAUUGAUAUCUGCAUUGUAUUGUGUGUAACUAAAUAAAUACUGAGUCUUUUUUU